Daktulosphaira vitifoliae (grape phylloxera) is the source of this 2107-nucleotide messenger RNA. RefSeq lists its product as uncharacterized. The coding region runs from base 359 to 1234 and encodes 291 amino acids. The record is from RefSeq and is a predicted model, not a curated record. Lineage: Eukaryota; Metazoa; Arthropoda; Insecta; Hemiptera; Phylloxeridae. The transcript is spliced from 6 exons.
GUGCCAGCCGACAGACGUACCGCGGGUGCCCGACCGACUGAACGCUGCUCCUUCACGCCGAAUAUGAGCCGCGUGUGAUACAACAACGUCAUAAAAACAUUGUUGGUGUUAUCGUGAUUAUCUAGUUACGAUUGAUUCCGCGUGCCGUAUCAUUUGGCCACGUAUAGCCGAAUAGCCGGAAUGAUUACGAGUUCUCUAUACUAAGCUUUUGUCGUCUAAUCAAAUUUCGUCAGACGAAAUUCAACAGAGCCGUCAGCUUUAUGCGAUAACAAUUGACACGAUGGUCGCUUCGUAUCAGUUCGUUCUUUGUUUGAUGAUAGCAAAACGGUGGUGAGAAGAUUGUAUCGCCGUACGUAUUAUGCUGUCCUACAUGGCUCCGUCAUUAAGUGACAAACCACCAACAGUACCAACACGACUAACACUGGAACAGAAGACAUCGGCGUAUCAUAGGUUCAGUAGACCACCAUCCAUAACUUUCAACGAUGGCCAUCGAGAGGGUUUCGGCGCAUUACCUGCACCCAUCAAGAGCAAUAUGGUGAAAGAAGACAGUACUAAUAGUAUAGCAUCAAGUGUCGAUCUCCUGUCUACGACACAUGAUGGCAAACGACUGACCGCCAAGCCAGCUACGCUAAAAAGGGUUUCUUUUGGCAGUUCAAAAGGUUCUAUGGUAGAAACUUUAAUAUACGAUAGUCCUCCUGUACAAGAAGAAGUGCUUGAUCACAGUGAUCCCGACGAUACUGAUGGAACCGUCGCGUCUACUAAAGUACGAGUAAGUUUUUUUGAAUCAGAAAGACCUUCUUGGAUACCAUCGCCGCCAAAAUCGUUAGAAGUAUUUGGCGAUACCACAAUGACCACAUCUAGUCCGAUUCUUCAACGGUCAAACGGACAACUUCAAACUCAAAUAAGUUCGGACGGUUGGGAUAAUCCUUUCAGGCCCGACGGUGACUUAUCGAAAGAAGCUGACCAAAUAGUAGAACUUAUCAAAGAAGGAAAACCAAUCACACCAACACCCACUAAUACUACAUCACCACUAUUGCCUAAUCAACCUGCAAAACACGAACAACUAGUAACAUCCACGCCGACUAAAUCAAACGGUACACGUAGUGAAAAAAAUGCGGUACCGCCCAACGUGGAAGUCCAAAGAGGAACUGUGAUAAAUGGAAACGAACCUUCCCAAGUGGAACACGUCGUAUUGAAGAAAAAACCAAAAUGCAGGUGCUGCGUGAUACAAUAAUAAGUAUCCCAACACACAUUUUUUAUUGAUGUAUUAUAAUAGCAUAUAAUAUAAUGUAAUCCAAAACGCAUUAACUUAUAAGCAAAGAAUGCUGCGCCUUCAGCUAUACGUUGUUCAAAAGAUCGCCAGGUUUUGCGAUUCAAAAAUUAUUUUCAGAGCUAUAUUAUUAUUAUUAUUAUUAGAUAUUAUGUUUGUACCUAUAUAUUUGUAUUUAUAAGUAUAUAUAUUAUAUAACUUGAUAAAUUUGUAUUGUAAAAAUAAUGACUUUUCUAUAUUAUAAAAAAAAAAAAAAAUGCCUGGAAUUGAAUAACAUAAACAAAUGUCACAUAGUUCCUUUUUGUAUAAUUUAUAUAUGUAUAUUUAUAUAUAUAUAUAUAAUUAACGAAUAACUAUUAUAAUGUUUAUUACUUAUAAUAUACAUAAAAAUAUACUUAGUGUAAUAGUAUAUACUUUAGCAAACUUUUGCUUGUGACAUAUUCAUGUAUUCGUGUGUACACUUGUACUAUUUGGACAACUGUGGUUCGUAAUGAAUGGAUGGAGCACAUAGGAAAUGUUUAUUUCUAAGCAAAUGUUUUCAAACAAAGUUAACGCACGCUCAAAUGUUUCAUUUUACGAAUUCACACAAGGCAAAUAUAUUUUUUCAUUAACUAAAAUCCCUACAAUCUUUCUGUGAUUAUAUUAUAUUUAUUUAUUUUUUUUUUUUUGUUAUUUGUUUUGUAUUUAUAUACUUUGUGAAAUGUAUUGAUUAAGGGAUUCAGUGAAUUUAAAAUUUAUUGUAUCAUUUAAAAUACGUUUGAAAUUUGUAAUUUAGAUUUCUAAUUUAUUUACUAGUAAGUGUUUGAUAAUAUUUAAAUAAAAGUGAUUCGUCUAUUA